AAUAUCUGCUAACCACAAAGCCUGUGAAAGUGCGAUUUAGGCCCAAAGCGCCCCGUUGGAGACUGGCCUUGCCUAGAGUCGGGAUCGCGAGCAGUCCCCGGUUUUAUAGAAAAAUGUCAUCAUACCCCAUCCAGGAAACCCCCAGAGAACCCCUUCCCGUCCCUGAGCGCAGUGAACACCUUAGCUACCACCGGGGGGUUAUGGCGUCCCAGCUCCGGACAACCUGCGCGUCACGGAAACAUGCUGCCAAAGGCCAUCCAAACUUUUAGCGCUCGGCUCGCUGACCUCUAUCCCCAUAGCAAUAUCCAUGCUAGCCAUGUCGGCCAGCAACGGAAACCGAGAGCGCGCCGAGAAUCGGGCGUGGUCAUCACGCCGUUCUCACAGUAAAAUUAGGCGCCUCUCGUCCCAGACGUCCCCAUAAUUACUAUGCUAUAGAACACAUGUAAUCAUACCAAACAUGGGACUCUUCUCUUGUUUCAACGUGGCGUCGUCCAGCGACCAGCGGUCCAGGGCUGGCGAGCAGGCUUUCCCAUUGCAGCCGCCCUCAGCUGGCCCAACUGUGGUUGAGGCAUGCGAGAAAUCAAACUCUAAGGCGGCUGAGCGCGCUGCCAACGCUCUGGUCGGAAUCCUUCCAAUGCUGGGCUCAUUAUCGUCUAGUGCUGCGGAGAUGGGAUUUGCAUCAAGCCUGAAGUCCGGCACGGAAUUGCUAGUGUCAGCCUUCGAUUGCCAGCAAGCCAGUGUAUACUUGCUGAACGAGGGCCAGCAGGCAUAUUUGAUCGCGUCCAGCGGCGUGGACAUGGAGUUUCGCGACGGCACAUACCUGCCCUCCCCAGUAGUCGGCGAUGUCGCUGAUGCACUCAUCGCAGCACAACAGGAGACGCCUGAGUGCAUGGUCCACUACGCUACACUGCCCGAGGGCACUGCGGCUGAAUCCGACCUUCCGGAGGAGUGGCAGCUACUGUCGGAGCGGCACGGCUGCCGCCACUUCGCAGCAGUGGGAAUCAGCGCCUCGGGCCACAUGCUGGGCGUGCUAUCGCUCGCUGCCAAAGGCCCUUCUCGCCCCAUCACGUGGAACCAGGGCGCGCUGUACGCUGUGGCCGCAUUGCUGGCGGUGCAGGUCAAGCAGGCUGCCAUUCUGGCCAACGCUCUGCCCGCGCUACACGCCGCCAAUACCAUUAGUCAGGUUGUGCAAGCUCUGGGCGUGGCGGCGGCGGAGACGGCCGGGGCGGCGGCCCACACGCAGGGCGUGGUGCGCGUGGCGUUUGUGAACGUGUCGGAGCUGGACGGCGACGCAGCUGCCGUGUUCCCCAUCGAAGUCAGCAAUGGACUUAACACGGGCGGUGACCGGCCCUUGUCGACGGCACACAACACAUUGAUGUCGCUGCGCGUCCGUCGCGCCUCCUGCGACCUGAUCAUGUCGCCGGACCGGUCGAUGGUGUCAGCCGCCGUGGCGGCGGCGCGGCUGGGGCCCAACCUGGACGAUGUUUCGAACAACGGCCGUUACAAGAACUCGACCGACGGCUCUCGGCCAUCCAGCCUCGGCUUUGCAGGUCUGUCUGCGAACUCCCAGACCGGCGCACGUCGCAUUGCGUCGUUUGUGGGCAUUGACAAGGGCGUGGCCACCUGCCAGGGCCACACGCUGGCUCUGGCCGGCACGCUGCUGUCAGAGGCCCUGUCCAAGGGCGCAGCGGGGCUGUGUGUGGACGACUGCGCGGCGCACGUGCAGGACACCAAGUCCUACCCGCGUGACCUGGUGCUGUCACGCCACGCGCUCAUGCCGCUGUCGCUCGCGCUCGCCACCUCCAGCAGCUCCGUAGCGACCAGCGGCGAGACCAGCGGCGCCUACAGCAGUGCCACAUCCGGCGGCGUGGGCAAGGGCGGCAGCGGCGGCGGCUUGACGAACAACCCUUCGGUGUCGAGCGGCGGCGGCGCCGGCCAGGGCUCGCUGACGGGGCAGGGGCAGGCGAUGGCUGCCGGGGCGCGUAAGCCGCUCAUCGCGCUCUACGCCACCUUUGGACAGACGCUGCCUCGCGGGCUGCUGCAGGCGGUGGUGCGGAACCUGCGCGAGCUACUGCUGGUGGUCGCGCCCAUCGUCAUGGUCAAGGCCAAUGGCCCCCUCGCGGCGGAGUGGGAGUGCCUCAACACUGAGCUUCGGAACGUGAACCUGCGCAAGAAGGGCGGCGACAGCUGCGGGCAGCACGUCGCCGUCGUCUGCCCCGACGACGUCCUUGUGGCUGAGGGCGAGGAGGAGGACGGCGCCGCCUACAACGAGCAGCUCGACGUGGACGCUGACGGCGCCGCCCACAACCCCAACGUUCGCGCUGACAUAACCGGCGCGGCCGCAGUGGUCGGCUACGCAAGGGGCGGCGGACCCGGCAGCGCCGCUGCCGAUACUGGCGGGGGUGGCGGCCAGCAGGGCGUCGGCUUGUCGCCCUUUGUCGCAACGGCGACGCCCGGGCUCGCUGUCGGCGCUGCUCGCGGCGGCGGCGCGCUCAGCGCGGCAGCGGCGCGGUUUGCCCGGCUUUCCGUGGGCGAGGCGCUCGGCAGCGCCGCCGCCGCCGGCAGCGCUGGCACUCGCUCGCCGCGCGCCAACACUUUGAAGCGCUUGUUCGGACUCAACAACUCGGGUUCGAUGCAGCCCGGCGACAGCGUCCUGCCAAGCGCCGGCUCGGAGGGCGCUGCGCUGGACGGCGGCCGGCUCGGCGGCGGCGCAGGCGUCGUCUCGGGACUGGUGCAGGCGGGAAGCAGUGGUGUGGAGGAUGGAAGCGGUGGUGUGAACAGUGGCGGCGGCGGUGCCAAGGUGGCGGUGCGCAACAGGCGGCUGUCGUGUCUGAUGCGGACGCGGAGCCUGUCAUUUCGCCUGGUGGCGGCGCAAAGCCCUCGUGGAGCAUCGAAGCUGGCGCCCAUCAUCUCCAUCAUGCAUGAGCGGCUCAAGGCGGCGCAGGCGGUGCAGAUCACGAACGGCCGCUCCGUCAACCGCCAGUCUGACCUGGAGUCGCUCAAGCUGCUGCAGGAGGUCGGCAAGGGAGGUUACGGAACGGUCUACAGGGCCACGUACCACGGGUCGGAGGUGGCUGUCAAGGUCAUCCACGAGGCAACCAUCCACGCCGCCGCGGCCGCCAAGAGCGGCAAACCCGGCUCCACAGCCAGCGAGGCCGCUGUGGCGCUGCACAAGCAGAACCUGCACGAUGCCAUCGAGCUGGUGGCCUCGGUGUCCAUCAGCCACCCCAACAUCGUGCAGGUGCUCACGUUCUUCAUGGACUGCCGGCUGCACGUGCCCUCGAUGCAACACGGCGACGGCAAUGAGCUGGACAGCCUGAUGGACACGGCCGACACGGACCCCGCCGCCAUGCCGCGGCUGAUGCACAUGCCCUCGCUGCUCGAGUCGCCCGCGCCGGGGCAGGAGGUGUCGGGUGCGUCAUCGAUGGCGCUGGUGAUGGAGUACUGCGACGCGGGCAGCCUGUGCGAGGCCAUCAUGGACCGCGUCUUCUUUCGCCAGCUCAAGCCCACGGAUCCGGAUGACGCCCGCCGUGGCAAGCCGGUUCUGGCCAUCUGCCUGCGGUCGGUGUACGCAACGCUUCUGGAGGUGGCGCUGGCGCUGCGGCACAUGCACUCGCUGCACCUGGUGCACUGCGACCUCAAGCCGCAGAACGUGCUGCUCAAGUCCAACCCGCGCGACUCCCGCGGCUUCACAGCCAAGCUGUCCGAUUUCGGUCUGGCCAAGACCAUGGCGCACGACGACAACGGACAGCUGGUGAUUGACGAAGCUGUGGCCAGCGGCACAAUCACACACGUGGCGCCGGAGGUGUUCCUAGGCAAGCAGUCGGUGGGCGCGGCUGUGGACAUCUACGCGUUUGGUGUGCUGAUGCACCAGGUGCUUUGCGGCGUCAGGCUGUACGAGGGCUUGACGGCGCAACAGAUCGCAAACGCGGUCGCGCACGACGGCAUGCGGCCCCGGCUGCCGUCGUGGGUGCCCUCCAACUACCGCGCGCUCGCCGAGCGCUGCUGGCACGCGCUGCCCGGCGCCCGGCCCACUGCCGACGAGCUGGUGCGACAGCUGGAGCGCCUGGGCGCGGGGGGGAAUUCCUCAACCUCUACAUCGUCGCAUGCUAACCAGCGGCCGAGGUCCGGCUACAGCCAAUAUGCGGCAUAAAGACCCUGGCAGCUUUUAAUACUGUACGCAUGUGUACGGGCCCCGGAGAAUAAUCAGCAGAGAUUGGAAUUUAAUAAGCCGGCCUGGAAGCAGCAAGCAAGGAUUGUUCUUUUGUUAUUUAGGGCGGUCACCGCACUGCUGUCCAUUGUCCUGGCGCUAAACGGGAGUACUGAUGACCACACACUUCAUCCGACAAUAUUCUGCUGAGGGAUUCUGGUUCCUGUCAUGGAACCCAGGGGGUGCAUAGAUGUCAAACAGCGCUUGGGAUGGAACACGGCACACGAUGGCUGCAUCGUAAAUUUGGGGGUAAUGUUACUUGCCAUCUUCGUUGGUUGGUUGCGGGAGGGCUGGAGGUGCUCGCAAUCCUUGCCCAUGUGUAUCGUACGGUGUUGCAUGCUUGGAGCGCAUGCGGACGCAAGGCGUACCACACGGCGGGAUGUUGCCAUUAGAACUGAGGAUUUUGCAGUCAGCAGUGGCACUUGAUUACAACAUGGCAGUGUUUGUUUGAUAUGGUGCUCUGUUCACAGCUGCCGCCAAAGGUGCGGGCGUGUGAAGCUUGGUGGCUAUUUCAUGGGCAUGCCUGCUUUGUGCUAGUACUGGGGACUAACCGUACAUCCCGGGAGGAUAAGUUCUUUGCGCUUCUUCAUAAGGUGUGCGUGCUCAAGCACUUCUGAGUGUGCGUGCGAGUGAAUUUCGGUGUCUUUUAUGCACGCAGGCGCUCAUCCAAUAGCGGCUGGAGAUGUUACCGAGGGGUGAUUAGCUUCCAUCCAUGCACACAUGCACGAAACACAAUGUGCAAGCAUGCAUGGAAGUACACGGGUUGGGAAGUAGGAUCAAUGGGUGGGCAGGCCACAACGUAAUGUAUGUAGCAAGGGGCUUGAGGAUAAGGGUAAACUUGACCUCGUGGUGAGGCUUGUUCUUGGUGUGCUGAUACGGGUGUAGGUUGUCCUGCGGAACCUGUUUUGUUUGGCUGCAACGUGUGAUUGCUUGGCUAAGCGCCCAGUCGCUGCCCGAAUCAUCAGAAGGCAAGCUGUCCACUGCAAUACGUUGGAGCUUCAACAGCAGUGUUGCGCAUCGAGGCACGCAUUAUACUAUUCUUCUUAUAUGAGGACGGAUGAUACCUGGACUGCAACGUGCGUGAGGCGUUCGUGAACGAAUGUAUUCCAUUUGCAGCUCCGCGGGGAACUGACUACGGCGCUUCUGGCCACCCCCGGAGCCUGGUACCCUAGGUGUUCAUGUGUGGAGGCAGGUGAACGGUAGGGGUCACACGUUCGGAGGCAGGUGGAUGGUAGGGGUCGCGUCACACGUUCGCGACCCCCACGGCGUCAGGUGGUAAGGGCAUAGGGCCAUCAGCCGGCCACCAGCUCCGUGUGACUAACCCAGGUAUCACACUACUGCCUGAUUGAAGGGGUCGCGUGACAGAGGCUGUCGCGAGGCUAGCGUUUCCUUCAGGCGGCGGUGCUGAUGGGGCUGAAUGCGUGAUCUCAAUCAAGCCACGUAGUACCGUGCGUGACGUGUGCACUACCGUAUGUAUACGGACCUGGAUCUGCGCACUGACCGUACCACGAGCGGCUCGGCGGUACACCGGUCUGGUUGUCGCUGUUCUUGGUGUAGACCAAACACAUUAUUGCUUCGUGCGGGAACGCGGCGAGUGCGAUAGGGCCUCGGAUGCCCCCCGUCGGCUGGACAAGGACAGUCCGCUGGCGAGGAUGGGCUGUAGCCGAACGUGUCGUCACCUAAUUGCCAAUCCAGACUUCUGCCUUUAUUAAUCCAGAAUUCCAGAUUUGCCAGGCAAAGCGCCACGGACGGCACUGCGCACGCCUGCGCUGGGGACUUGCCGCGCGUUAACAGGGCGUAUUGAGCGACUGUGUGCUUGACUGUGUGGAUGUGCGAUGGGACAGGGUUUAGGCAGGUGGGCGAGGUCCCGUAGGGUGCAGCUGACGCCCAUACCCCAAGCAGACAGCAAACAAUUGGCAGCGGCAGAGCAGAAGUGCAUGGCUGGUCGAACGCCAGAGUUACUGUACCGACAAGUUGCUGGCUGGCUGGAAAUUUGCUGAUGCGUAUUCCCCACGCUCGACUGUGGGGAACUGGGGAUGUGUAAUGUAAGCGGGCAUUGCC
Chlamydomonas reinhardtii is the source of this 6271-nucleotide messenger RNA. RefSeq lists its product as uncharacterized. The transcript is spliced from 20 exons. Bases 458 to 4153 code for a protein of 1231 amino acids. Lineage: Eukaryota; Viridiplantae; Chlorophyta; Chlorophyceae; Chlamydomonadales; Chlamydomonadaceae. The record is from RefSeq and is a predicted model, not a curated record. Gene Ontology annotation, biological process: protein phosphorylation. Gene Ontology annotation, molecular function: protein binding; protein kinase activity; ATP binding.